UAGCAGCAUAUUGGGAUUCCGUUAUCAGAUUGUUUUACUUUAUCUUUAUUGGUUUUUCAAAAAUAACCUCGUUAAUUUCUCUCUAAAACUUAGUGAAUAAGGAUUUUUGUGAAAUUAAAGCUUGCUAGUGUGAGCAUUCAUUAUGGGACUGGUUUGCUCAACUGCACAGCUUGCCUGCCUCUGUGGCAGUACAGCUUGCAGCUUUUGCUGUUCACAAUGUCCAUCAUGUCGCAACAGUACAAGUACUGUAAUUAUGUAUGCUUUAAUGUUAAUGUUAGGUACAAUAGCUGCUUGUAUUACUUUAGCACCAGGCCUUCAAGAAUCUUUAAAAAAGGUUCCUUUUUGUACAAACAGUACUAAUUAUAUUCCUAAUUCAUUCACAAUUGAUUGUCAAUCUGCAGUUGGAUACUUAGCCGUUUAUAGAAUAUGUUUUAUUAUGUCCAUUUUCUUUUUCCUUAUGUCAAUUAUUAUGCUUCGCGUUAAAAGUACAAAAGAUCCUAGAGCUGGUAUACAAAAUGGAUUCUGGGCUUUUAAAUAUCUUUUACUUAUUGGUGGUAUGAUUGGAGCGUUCUUUAUACCAGAAGGAUCAUUUGGUCCUACUUGGAUGUACUUUGGAAUGAUUGGUGGCUUCAUGUUUAUAUUAAUUCAAAUAUAUUUGAUUAAUAUGUUUGCUCAUUUUUGGGCUGCCAGUUGGGUACAAAAGUAUCAAGAAACAGAAUCAAAGGGCCGGUAUGCAGCUCUUCUUGGAUGUACUCUAUUAAAUUACGUUCUGUCUUUUACCGGUAUAGUUCUUCUUUAUGUUUAUUUCACCAAGGUUGAUGAUUGCUCAUUGAAUAAAUUUUUCAUUUCGUUUAAUUUGAUUUUAUGUCUUAUUAUUAGUGCAAUCUCAAUCUUACCAAAAGUUCAGGAACGCCAACCUCAUAGUGGUUUAUUGCAAUCUUCUGUUUUAUCAUUGUACAUUGUCUACCUAACAUGGAGUGGUAUUUCAAAUAGUCCAGAUCGUGAGUGUAAUCCUGGAUUGUUGGGAAUUAUUGCUGGUAAUGAUGUUACUGCUCAAAAUCAAAUGGCUUUCGAUAAGGAAAGCAUUAUUGAAUUGGUUAUUUGGUUCAGUUCUAUUUUAUACAAUUGUCUUCGUAUAGCAUUAAAAUUUGAUACAAAAAAAGAUCAAGAUAAUGGAGCUGGUGACCAGUCUCUUAUUGAUAAUGAAGUUGAGGGUCGCAAUGGAGAUGCAGAAGAUGGCAGCGCUAAAGUCUGGGACAAUGAAGAAGAUGGAGUUGUUUAUAAUUGGAGUUUCUUCCACUUCAUGUUUGCACUUGCUACAUUAUAUGUUAUGAUGACCCUUACCAAUUGGUAUAAACCAAAUUCUUCAUCGCUAGAAACAUUAAAUUCUAAUGCUGCUUCAAUGUGGGUUAAAAUUAUCUCAUCCUGGGUAUGUACGGGACUGUACACAUGGCCAUUAAUUGCACCAAUUAUUUUUACGAAUCGAGACUUCUCAUAAGUUUAUAAAUUUGUUUUCUACA
Molecule: messenger RNA, 1520 nt
Organism: Ceratosolen solmsi marchali
Lineage: Eukaryota; Metazoa; Arthropoda; Insecta; Hymenoptera; Agaonidae
Gene: TMS1
Product: serine incorporator TMS1
Exons: 10
Coding region: 143-1498 (451 amino acids)
Cellular component (GO): membrane
Source: RefSeq, a predicted model, not a curated record